Molecule: messenger RNA, 4341 nt
Organism: Tribolium madens (black flour beetle)
Lineage: Eukaryota; Metazoa; Arthropoda; Insecta; Coleoptera; Tenebrionidae
Gene: mesh
Product: protein mesh
Exons: 7
Coding region: 221-4267 (1348 amino acids)
Biological process (GO): cell-matrix adhesion
Source: RefSeq, a predicted model, not a curated record
CUUAUUGAGUGACAAAUCGGUCCGAUAAUCCAUUGCAAAAUUUUCUAAAUUAAUCGAUGAAACAAGUACACAAAUGUCUCAUCGACUUUUAUCUAUCUUAUCAGUAAUUACGAUAAACCAACAUUAGAUGAAUCAGAUAGUCCGAGCACCUGUAACAGAAAAGAUUCGAAUUUUCUCUCAUACAUGAUUUUUUUCUGAAACUCGAAAAUCGUCAACGAAAAUGUUGACAAAGUGUUUGUUAGUGCUUCUAUUAAGUGCAUACAAUCAAGCUCAAGAAAUAAACACUAGCGAUGUGGAAAUUUUGACAAAAAGUGACCCACAACCCCCGCUUAUWAACCAAGUCGAUGAAAAUCCGGGUGGUAAUGACGAACGACCGGAACAACCCCAAGACGACAGAGAAAAAACAGUCCCUAAUAACAACACCAAUUUAAAUAACUCUGACGAUGCGGUUGAAGUUUUUAAAUCGCCAGAUGUAGUUUUGCGUAAAGGGCCUAAUGGAAAAUAUAUGAUUGAUUAUGGCGACAAUUACGACCCAAUGACCUCAGACUAUGCCCCUCAAGAAGACAGUCAAAGAGGCCGCGCCGGGCCCCCUUACGUUAUUACCGAAGCUCGGCUCAAAGAAAUCAGGGAACACUUCAUGUACCCUUUUUACGACAAGGGUGGCAAUGCUGAUAACGAAGGCGAUUAUCAAAAAGCCAUUCAAACAUCAACCCCUCAAGUGCACAAAAAUCUUAACUUCCAAUUGCCCUUCUUCGGAUUUAGAUACAACUACACCCGAGUCUCUCUAAACGGCUAUUUGGAAUUCAGUGACCCCCCUCAAAAUUACGAAACUUACCCUUUGGUAUUCCCCGUGAAAGACUGGCCGAAAAGGAACGAUCCGGCUUUUAUCGGGAUUUUUUACAGCAAAUGCCGGAUUGGUAAUUUGCGAGUUGAGGAUGUGGACCAGCGAAAACCCGGGGUGUACUUUAGACUUGAGCGGGAUCUUAGGGAGAGAAACGACCAGAUGGGGGUCGAAAUUAGGGAGCGACUGAAGUGGGAUAUUCGGGAAGGGGUCAUCGGGGCUGAUAAUUUUAGGCCCAAACAUGCCAUUAUAGCCACUUGGAAGAACGUUUCUUUUGCUGGAGGCUUCGCCAAUGCGCUUUACAGAACAAACACGUUUCAGUUGGUUUUGGCUACUGAUGAAGUCUACACUUAUGCUAUGUUCAAUUAUUUGAACCUUGAUUGGACUAGUCACACUGAAGCUGGGGGCGACACCAUCAAUGGUGAAGGUGGUAUUCCAGCCUAUGUGGGAUUCAACGCCGGAAAUGGUACCAGAUCGUACCAAUACAUGCCAUACAGUCAAAAUUCAGUCAUCAGAGACUUGACUGGUACCGGUUUCGGCAACGACAAGAAAGGACGCCACUAUUUCCGAAUCGACGAAAAUAUUUAUCUCGGUAGUUGCAACAAAGACAUUGAUGGUGCCAAUUUGGACCUGUUUUUCGCCCCCGAAAGUGGCAACAUGCUUGGUGGUACCAUUGUUAACAUCACAGGGCCUUGUUUCAAACCAACCGAUCAGAUUAUUUGCAAAUUUGACACUGCUGACGAGGUCUAUGGGGUUGUGGUUAGCAGCAAUAGGGCCAUUUGCGUCCAACCACCACUUCUGGUCGAAGGCUACGUCAAGCUUGAAAUCGCAAUUGGGCCUGGAACGUAUAAGUGGAAGGGGAAAUAUUAUGUUGAAACCCCGGCAACUGCAUCUCAGAAAAUCUUCUUCAACGACAUGUCUUACAACGAGAAAUCCCCAGCGGAGAUUGGGAUUACUUGGGAAAAACAGAAUUUAACAACGAACGAAAACGCCAAUAUCCGAAUUUCGCUGUGGGGGUACCGGGAAACAAGCAUCCGCCCCGAAUUCCUCUACAUCACUGAUCUGGCAAGCAAUGUCCAAAACACGGGAUCGUACAAAAUCAUCCCUUCGCAAUACAAGAACCGCAACAACGAAAAAUUGAUCGAUCUUCAAUUUGGUUUCAUUCAAAUCAACUUGACUGAAUCAAUUCCUGUGAAGAAAAAUGAUGGGCAAGGAGGCGAGGUCAAAGUAACCCCACUGAUAUGGAGUCGCCCCAUUCCUCUGGGGUGGUACUUCGGGCCGCAAUGGGAACGCAAAUACGGCUCAAAUUGGCCCAAGUAUCUCUGCGACAAUUGGCUCAAAGACGACAGAUAUUUAAAGAACUUCGCCAGCGAACUGCCACAGUGUCCUUGCACCUUGCAACAAGCCUUAGCUGACAAGGGGCGAUUCAUGCCCGAUUUCGACUGCGAUAAAGACGCCAACCCCAAGUGCUACUUCCACCGACAAGCUGUGCAUUGCGUCAAAACAGGCUCACCUUCCUUGCAAGGAGCUGAGCAGCAGUGCUGCUACGACAAAAACCACUACUUGAUGUUGUCCUACGACCAGAAAUGGGGCUCCUAUCCGCGCCGUAGCCACAAUCUGGGCUACAUCCCCUGGUACGAAUCCACCAAAGUCCCGACUCUGUCCCAAUGGUACAACGACAUGAUCCCCCGUUUCGUUUGCUGCUUGUGGCAAGAGGAAACCGCCGUGGGGUGUGAAACCCUCCGAUUUGAAAGACGCCCAACUCAAGAUUGUGUGGCUUACCAAGCCCCGGCAGUCGCUGGUGUUUAUGGCGACCCCCACAUCAUCACUUUCGACGACCUUCCAUACACUUUCAACGGAAAAGGCGAAUUUGUUUUGGUCAAGUCCGCAAGUGUGAGAAAUCGGUUGGAAAUCCAAGCCAGAUUCGAGCAAAUGCCGAUGAAUGCGUACGGGGAAGUCAGGGCCACGCAACUCACUUCGGUGGURGCGAGAGGUAACAGCACCACGAUUAUUGAGAUCAGGAGAAGGCCCCAGGAGGCGCGGUGGAGGUACAGACUUGAUGUGAUCGCUGAUCGAAGGAGGGUUUACUUCGAUAGACCCUCAUUGAAGUUUCAACAUUUCCCCGGAGUUACUGUCUACACCCCAACUUACAUCUUCAACCAAUCGGAAGUUGUUGUAAUGUUUGAUUCAGGGGCUGGUUUGGAAGUUGUGGAAAACAACGGGUUUUUAACAGCGAGGGUUUACCUUCCGUGGUCAUUCAUUAACCAAACUCGGGGGCUUUUUGGUAAUUGGAGUUUCGAUAAUAGGGACGAUUUUACUCUCCCCGACGGUAAGACAACUGCAAUUACGACAAAUUUGAACGACAUGGCUAGUGUUUACACCAAUUUUGGCAUGAAAUGGAUGCUGGAUGAUGUGGGAGAUGACGACAAAGGAGCAGCUCUUUUCUUCCGAGAGCACGGGAAAUCUGCCUCCUCGUACAACAAUAAAACGUUCCUUCCCGAGUUUAGGAUGGCAGUGGAGGAAUUAAUCCCCGAGAAUCGGUCCGAAUAUCGCAACAAAGCUUACGAUUUAUGUACUUCAUCAAAUUACGAAUGUUUGUACGACUACGCCAUGACUUACAACAGAGAAGUGGCCCACUUCUCGGCCAAUUACAAAGCUUCAAUCACCCAACUCAAAGAGAUAAAUAAGGAUAAUAUCGUCUCGUGUGGUGUCUURGAAACCCCCCGAUUCGGCCGCAAAGACACUUUCCUCUUCGUCCCAGGAACUAAAGUUACUUUUGAAUGCAGCCAAGACUUCAUUCUAGUCGGGGACCAAAGACGCGAGUGUCUGUCGACCGGGGAGUGGAACAUCCCAGAGUAUGGAUACACCGAGUGUUUACGCCAUCAGGAGUAUUCGUCGAGAAAGGCAGCGAUAACUGGAGGCAUAGUACUAGCAGUCAUUUUACCAAUUUUACUAAUAAUAGCAUUUUGUGCGUUUACUUUGUUUAAAAGACUCGCAAAUGAUAGAAGUUCGUGGCAGUACAAUGCCGCCCCCCUUGUUAAAAGUUCACGACCGUUAAGUCCCAUGUCGGAUGAUGAAUAUUCGCUCCGGAGCCCUGCUCCGAGUGACCGGUCGAGUACGAGCAGUAUGGGGAAAAAGAGGAGAAGUUACGAUAAGGUUUACCGCACUCAUGAACCCCUUGAAGGGCUGCCUGAGACAGAGUUCGAGGAGAAGGCCUGGGAUCCCAAUGAACCCGAUUUUGAACCAGACAGUAAACCCACAAGUCCGACUUCGGUCAUUUACACUGAACCCUUCAGUAAACCUGACUUAGUCAAGUUCCAGUCAAAUCCGAGUUUGAACCGAUUCACUUACAACUCCGAUGAUUACACUUUGCCGGUGAAAAAGAACCGGAUGAGUAGUCAGAGUAGCAUAGUAACCGAUGUUUAGCUUCCUAGCAUGUGGAAUAUGCUGUACUAUUUCAUUAUAACUGUACAAUUUUUUAAAUAAACUUGUAAAUCACA